AUGAAGCGACAUUUCAGCAUCUUCUUCGGCAAGGAGGCCGGCUCCGCCUCAAUCUCCCCGCCUCUAGACGAAGCAUCUGAUAGUGCUCCUCCAGACUUCAGACAGAGACAUUCCUUCCACAGCUCUCCGCCACGCCUGCCCGCUUCAGACCAAUUGAGUCCUCUCAAGGUGAGCCUUGAACGAGCAGACUUGCCUAGACGCACUGAUGGCAGCGUCGCGCAGAACAGGCCCAAGAAGGAGGACAAGGGCAUCUUAAAGAUCCCCGCUAAGACGAAGCAGGAUACCCUUAUGCCCGGCAUGAGGCAGACUGUACGAAGCGCAUCAGCCGGUCCAAUGACCUUCAUCAAACAGCAGAAGGCAUCCGAGCCUUGCCGACCACGGCUGCCGAAUCAAGAAGUCCAAGCCUUCAACGCGGAGCUCUUGAGAGCAGCCGCUGCCCGAAGUACCAUCUGGCAUUCACCUCGUAAAGUCAGGGAGGAGGCCAGAGCUAGAGCCCAGCAAAGCAGCAGCCAGGCACACAAUGGCACUGUACGCACGGGACGAGGCCCCACUGCUGCUGGACCUGGAUGCGGGAUACAUGCUUCUGGACGGCAAUUCUCGGCUACGAGUCUGGCCGACCGUCUGGGUCUAGCUAGAGAGUCUGAGAAGAAGGAUGGCGGUGCAUAG
This is a messenger RNA of Microstroma glucosiphilum, 666 nucleotides long. RefSeq lists its product as hypothetical. The transcript has 2 exons. The coding region runs from base 1 to 666 and encodes 221 amino acids. NCBI's taxonomy places the organism in Eukaryota, Fungi, Basidiomycota, Exobasidiomycetes, Microstromatales, Microstromataceae. The record is from RefSeq and is a predicted model, not a curated record.